Lentinula edodes (shiitake mushroom) is the source of this 804-nucleotide messenger RNA. RefSeq lists its product as uncharacterized. The coding region runs from base 1 to 804 and encodes 267 amino acids. The record is from RefSeq and is a predicted model, not a curated record. The transcript is spliced from 4 exons. Lineage: Eukaryota; Fungi; Basidiomycota; Agaricomycetes; Agaricales; Omphalotaceae.
AUGCCUAAACGCUUUGCUACCCGUAAGCUUUGGGACCUCGAUCUAAGUAACGUCAAAGCUACCCCUCACGUUGAACUACGUAUUGCUUCUCCAUUAACACCUCCCACACUCAAGGACGUCCAUCCUCAAGCCCAGUCCCCAGGGACCUACCCUCCCUGGCAUAUACCUUCUUGGGAGCUUACACCCUCGAGACCCAUUUACAUCUACAACCUAUUUGGUCCUAUAUUGACGUUCUACUUAGGGACCUCCCUGGACCUCCUAGGAACCCCCUCAAGGGUCACCAUCUCGUCGUUCCAGCCACUACUAGCAUGCUACAACAUAAACCUUCAUAUACCAAAACCUACCCUAAGACCUAUUCUGACCCAGGUCUUACACCUUUGCAUUGGCACCCAAAACUGCUACAUAUAUGAUUCGUCCUUGAAUGCUGUCACUACCAUCAAGACUCCAAAGUACACAUGGGAUGGAACAAUUGUCAUUGAUCCUAUGAGUGUAACGACCUUGGGGGUUCUGUUCAGUUUUUUGAAACUGGUCAUUGACAGCCUUGUAAACAAGGUACACAUCAAGGACAAUAUAGCAUGGAUCGAGGAAUCAAUCAAAGACAUGGGACAGGCAGGUGCAUUUCCUGAUGUGAACAUAGUGUUGCAGAAGUGGACAGCUGUGCAGCAGGAAUUUGCAGUUUUGAUUGCAGGAUGUGUUGGGGAGGGCGAGACGUGUCGAGGAGGAGAAGAGAAAACAUGUCAUGGAGGACCUUAUAGAGAAGGGGAAAGACCAGCUAUGGGUAAAGUGCUUAAUAAACCAUCAUAG